This is a messenger RNA of Fusarium sp. VM40, 882 nucleotides long. Lineage: Eukaryota; Fungi; Ascomycota; Sordariomycetes; Hypocreales; Nectriaceae. The record is from the annotation of a GenBank genome assembly.
AUGGAGGCUUACAAGACUCACGGAGGCGUUUCGCCCAUCCCCACUGUUGUUCCUGAGCCGACUCACUACCAGACCAUCGGCCACAAUGGCGUCCGCGCUCUGUGGGUUCUCUUCGUCGCCAUGACCGUUGUCUCGGCACUCUUCGCCGUUCUGUCAUGGAACGUCGCUGUGCAGCGCCGCGUGUUCUACUUCCUGAGCACCCUCACCACAAUCAUCUCCGCCCUGGCCUACUUCGCCAUGGCAUCUGGCCAGACCUCUUACUACAACUGCGCCAGCGUGCGAGACCACCACAAGCACAUCCCCGACACCCACCACGAUGUCUGUCGCCAGGUCUUCUGGGCUCGCUAUGUCGACUGGGCGCUCUCCACGCCUAUUCUCGUUCUCGAGCUGUGCUUGUUGGCUGGUGUUGAUGGUGCCCACACCAUCAUGGCCAUUAUCGCCAAUGUCAUCUUCGUUCUUGCCGGUGCUUUCUCUGCUGUUGGCCACGCCAACACUGCUCAGAAGUGGGGUUGGUACGCGAUCAGUCUUGUCGCCUUUGUCUUCACCGUCUGGCACGUCGCUGUCCCUGGAUCUCGAACCUCCCGAGCUCGCGGCACUGGAAUUGCCCGUCUCUUUGGCUCCGUUUCCAUUGCUGCUCUGAUCCUCUGGGUUGUCUACAUUGCCGUCUGGGGUGCUGCCGGUGGCGCCUGGAAGGUCAAGGUCGGCACUGAGGUCGUCAUCUACGCUGUCCUCGAUGUCCUCACCAAGGCUGUUCUCGGUCUCUGGAUCAUCACCGCUACCCGCAAAAACCGCGACACCACUCCCGACAUUGGUGGCUACUGGGCCAAUGGAGCUGGUGCCGAGGGUACCAUCCGCGUCGGCGACGAUGAUGAGGGUGCUUAA